Molecule: messenger RNA, 3993 nt
Organism: Cylicostephanus goldi
Lineage: Eukaryota; Metazoa; Nematoda; Chromadorea; Rhabditida; Strongylidae
Source: the annotation of a GenBank genome assembly
GCACAUACUCAGCUGAUGAUUGCCUGUGCGGAAGGUGAUGUGGCGGCUGUAGAUAAAAUUUUGGCUGAUUUUUCAUUGAAAGAUCGCCAUGUUUUACUCAAUGGACGUUCUCCCGAGGACGAUACUGCAAUGUUCAUUGCGUGCACCAAUGGUCAGGCCGAGGUAGUUAGCCGCCUUCUUCCUCCUGAGAAUGAACACGUGCUGAUAAAUCCUAUCAACAAGGAUACUGUGCUUCAUGCAGCCGUUUCCUCACAAAGUGUCGACGUUUUGCGUAUCGUUCUUGGGGCCUAUCCAGAUUUGAUCGCCAACACAAACUGUGAUGGAUGUACUUGUCUCCAUUGGGCAGCGGAGAGUGGCUCCACUGAGAUUGUAAAAUGUUUGCUUGAAUUCCCUUAUCCGGAAGAGUACGUGAAGGAAGUUGACUUGCUAGCGCAUCCGCCAUAUCGGUUAGCAAUAGAUGUGAAUCGUGGGGACAAUGAGUGUCGAACAGCCUUGUACCGAGCAACUGCUAAAGGUCACACUGAAGUACUGCAGUAUAUGCUGUCGUUUCGAUGUCCUUUCACCGAUGGAAUAGCAAGGUGCCCCUUUCAACUUGAUGUUUACUGUAGUCGAGGAAGAACUCCUUUGAUGGUCGCUGCAUAUAACCAGUCGCUGCCUGUGCUUACACUACUACUUGAUGCGGGCGCAGAUGUGAAUUUGCCUUUGGGUGUUCUCGAUUCGGAAACGUGUGAGGAGGCUCGAUGUGUUGGAUCCGGUGCGCUAGUGGAAGCUACGCGAUCUGACGCUGUUCAUAUUGUGCACUUCUUGUAUGACAGAGGAGCUCUCGAUACCGACAAUCGGGCAUUACGCCUCGCUGCGAAGAAUAAGAAUCUGAAGCUCAUACGGGUAUUCUUGACGCGAUUAGUUUUUCCCGAUCCAGAGUAUAAAGUCAACAAGAAGAAUGUUGAUGUUGGACAGAUCCAAGUUGGUCAAAAUCUGCUUCCUUCCUCACUCUGUCCAUCGCGAGCUGCAUCUCUCUGCUGGGGUUCAGCUUCGCUAGAAGCAGUUCAGUCGGAUUGGUUUGUUGCUGCAGCAUUGCAAGUUAAUCCUAGACUUCGUACUACGAGGUUGUCUCUCGCAGCUAUAACACGGGUAGAUCUUUCAUGUAAUCGACUAACUACAUUCCCUUCUGUAUUAUUCCAAAUGCCUUCUCUAAGAUCUCUAAAUCUUGCUGAGAAUCUCAUUACUACUAUAGAUAUGCCGGGUUUUUAUGUUACCUCCACAUCGCUAGAAGUUCUCAACCUGAAACAAAACCGUCUGGAGACUAUUUCUCCGCAGUUAACCACUUUGGACGUUUCCCGUAACUGUCUCAGUCAACUGCCGGAAUACAUUUGGUUGUGUCCUUCGUUGAAGGAACUCAAUGUUGCAUCGAAUCAUCUCAAUUCUUUACCCAUGGUUGGAAAUAUGCCGAGACUCGGUCGAGCUUCUCGCAGCGCACAACCUGCUACUCCUACUAGUCCGACAGCAGGCCCAGAUGCUGUUGCAAUCAACGAUGGCGUAGAAGAGCCUACUAACGUAAUCACAAAACCGCUAAUCCGUCAGAAUAUCUGGCAAUCAGGAAUAAACUUAUCGAAGGUCGAUGAUGAAGACCUUUUCCCUGAUUUUCCGGUUACUUCCUCUAGCACGCUCACAACAUUAAACCUUUCAGCCAAUAGGUUCCAAGUGUUCCCCUUCUGCCUUGCAUGUACAUGCCCUCGUUUGCUCACCUUAAACAUGAGCUUCAAUCAGCUAGUUGCUUUGCCGCCUAUACAGUGUAUUCCAGCGCAUGUUAGAACACUUGAUUUUUCUGGAAAUCUCAUCCGUGAGGGAUUCCAAUUACCCACUGUGUUCCAUACCGUUUGCCACGCAGUGCCUCCCACCACUCCAACCCCUCUGGGCGUUCGUCGUCCUAACAGCCCUGUGCGACAAAAUCGAAGCAGGUCAAAGUCUGCGGUUCGAUCGCAGCGGUCCCUCUCCGUGUCGCGCAACCAGCCAGUAGAAAUAAACUUCGAAGAAGCCUGUCAGCAUAAACGACAUGAUUCGUUAGAAUGGCUGAAAACGUUGAAUAUCAGUGGAAAUCAACUUGAAUCGAUUCCCGUAUGCAUCAAGGGCAAGGUACUAUACCAACAACUCAACGUCUUGGACGUAAGUACAAACUCUUUGAAGACGGUGACUGCCGAUCUCUCGCGAAUUCCUGGGUUGUCGGUUUUGAACCUGAGUGGAAAUAAAGGAAUUCAAACUCUUCCACCGGAGUUGGGUACACUUUCGAGGCUAUGGUCGCUGUCGUUAAAAGGCUGUCAGCUCAAAGAGCCGCUGGACUCCAUGGUCAAUACUGAAAACUGCAAAACUGUUGAGAUUGUCGCUCACUUGAAAACCAUUCUGGAAGAGUCUAAAACUUACCAUCAUUUACGAUUGCUUAUUCUGGGAAGUGAUGGUGUUGGUAAAACUCAGCUUUGGGAAGGAUUGCGUUCUGAAGCCAUCCAGAAGAAGUCGCCAUUGCAGAAUUUUCAGGCUGAAAGCGUCCAAAUCGCUGAGUGGAAGUUUGAAACGAAGAAGGUUAAGGGAGAAACACCUUUAGGUCCUGUGGCGUUCUCAUCCUGGGACUUCACUGGACAGAGGGAAUAUCACGCAACUCACCACUACUUCCUUACCCGACGAACUCUGUAUAUUGUCGUAUGGAGGGUGACUGAUGGAGAAGUAGCACUUCACGACGUUCAACGCUGGCUUAUUAAUAUACAGGCUCGAGCUCCGAACUCCUGUGUGAUUUUGAUCGGAACGCAUGUUGAUCAGAUUUCCUCGAAUCCAUCAAAAUUUUCAAAGAAUUUCUUGAAUGGUGUUGAAAAGAAGAUACGAAGUCGAUUUAUGGUCAACGACGGAGAUAAACAUGGCCUGCCGAGGAUCCUUGACUUGCUAUUCAUCAACGGUAAAUCAAGAAACGACAUCAAGAACCUCCUCAAUGUAAUUUACAAUUCAUCUUGGGAGGUUAGGAUAGGGAAGGAACGUGCGCUUGAUCAGCAGAUACCAUCUUCCUAUAUAGCUAUGCUGAAGAUCGUUCGUGAAAUGCACAGUGAAUUACGUCGCGACGCCUCAUCCGCUGUCAUGACUCUCGAGUCCUUCAGGGAGCGAACGAAACAGCGAAUGAACCAAAAAUUUGGAAGACCAUUUAGGGAUGAUAUCGAGUUUCGCGGUGCUUGCACCUUCCUCCAUGACAGCGGUGAAAUUGUCCACUUUGAGGAUGCCAGUUUGAGGCAGCUGAUAUUCGUGGAUCCUCUGUGGCUGGCCGAUUACCUUGCUGCAGUGGUAGCGUUGAGAUCUCCACAUAAAGCUGCUGGCGUCUUAUCGCAAGAUGCUCUUACGCCAUUGCUCAAGCAGUUUCGCUCUCUUGACUCGACCGUCCCUCUUCGAACCGCUCUACUUCAUCUGUUGCAAAAAUGCGAACUUGCUCUGCCAUGUCUCGCUCGCUGCUUAGUGGUUCCGUCUCUUCUACCCGACGAGUACAGACUUAGAGCUGAUUACCAUGCUUCUUCCGUCAGAAUAACUGCGAAAGUGGUUUCCUGGGUAAUUCGAUCGCCGCCAGAAUCUGUCACUCAUCAACCUUUGGCUCGAACAACCGGAGUCUGGCCGAGGUCCCUUGACCAUCCACCCUUAUCUCCACAGCAGCCGCUAAAUGGCGACGCUACAGAAACAACAUUUACUUUCAACUAUACCGCAGAGAAGCAGUUGCGAAGAGUUUAUGCUAUGUCUUACAUCCCAUCUGGCUUCUGGAGUCGUCUCAUCACCAGGAUCAUUGGGGAUGAGAAUGUGAUGCGAGCAAUUGAAUGUGUAUUCUUCGCGAACUCUCAUAGUGAUGCUGAACGUCUUCGCGAACUAUGCGACAGUCAGGUCAAAGCAGAAUGGAUUGUUUGGCAAACGGGACUUGAGGUAAGCGAAAGAAACGACAGUAAUCUUUGUGGAGCAGUAUCAGUAUGCAUGUAA